Molecule: messenger RNA, 3211 nt
Organism: Talaromyces proteolyticus
Lineage: Eukaryota; Fungi; Ascomycota; Eurotiomycetes; Eurotiales; Trichocomaceae
Exons: 3
Coding region: 438-3092 (884 amino acids)
Biological process (GO): transmembrane transport; fungal-type cell wall biogenesis
Source: RefSeq, a predicted model, not a curated record
AUUAUCCUUUGCCAACCAGUUUCUAUUAUUUCUGUCCUUUGUUGACUCCUUUUUGGACAUCGAAAAUAAUGGUAAUAAUAGUACAUCGACUCCCUGAACGCCCUGCAGACCGAAAAACCCUCGUUCCUCGACUGCAUAUGGCUGUUGCCGAAUUUGAUUGUUGGCACCAAUAAUAGUACAUCUUUGCGCAUUGCACGUGGCUGGUCAUUUGUUGCUUGCACGUGGAGACAUCUUGGGACCCUCCCUCGUUUGACAAACAGAAGAUAAAAUCGAUGCCAUUAUUUCGUACGGUAUUUACCAUGGACACUUCUCGCAGACCAUUUCAAUAGUCUCGAUUGCCGUAAUUCGAGGCGUAUCACCGCCUUCGGUUUCCUAGGUGAUUGAAGGACAUACACAGUUUCGAAUUGAGCUAUAAUUUUGCAGCAUUUCUGGUAGUUAUGGCUCGCAUCUGGUUUAGCUCAUCGCUUUCAUUGGCCCUGAUACUUCUUUGCUGGUUAUGGACUGCUGUCAUUGCAGCAGGAACUUGCAUUGAAGGCGAGGAUAGCUCAGGGCAACGGAUAUGCCUGGAUGACCAGCGCAAACCAACGCUGUGGACGUUGGAUUUUGGGGAUUGCCAAGGCGAUUCCCUACUUAAUGUAACACAGCUUCAGGGCGCAUAUUAUGCUGAUAAUAUGACCGUGACAUUCAAUUUGGUAGCGCAAACGUCCCUUGUCAAUGAUGAUAUCAUGGUAUAUAUUGGCGUGUAUGCCUACGGCGAAACAAGAUUCGAGCUAACCCUCAACCCUUGCAACAACAAUUUCCAAGGGUUGUGUCCUCUCAACGCAGGCACUACGGCCGUGGCUGCUGGCGCAAUUCCUAUCGGCGAAUCAUACGUUGCGUCAAUACCAUCGAUCGCCUAUUCGAUUCCGGACUUUGAAGGACAGGUGGUAUUCCGUAUCCUGUCCAAUGCCACCCAGUCGCAAAUCGGUUGCUUUGCAGCAGUAUUGACUAAUGGAUAUUCUUUCGCUCAACCCGCAGCAGUUUCUAGCAUACUGGGAAUCUUCACAAUAGUUGCUGUGGUAUCCUCUCUAGCAGCCGCUGUGUACGGUCCGAGUACCUCGUCAAAUCGCAACCACUAUGCACAUUCGCCAUCCGUGCUUGUUGCUUUCGCCAUAUUCCACCAUAUUUUCUUCACGGGGGCGCUGUCAAUGAACUGGCCCAGUGUUUUGGUUGCCUUUUGGGCAAAUUAUGCUUGGGCUGCCGGGAUGAUCUAUUCAGUCAAGAUGCAAGACUCAAUAAAUCAAUUUUUGGGAAGUAAUAGAGGCAACAUUAGUAUGGUUGGGGCUGCUUCCGCUGGAGUCGAUAAUGCCAAUUUAGCUGGCGGAAUUGAUAUUUCGCAGAUUUACAAACGGAGUCAAGCAAUAUUUCCCCGUGCUAAUGAUGGUGGUUCUUUCUACCCAAGUCCAUGGCAUGGUGGACCUGUGAAACCUGGUCUGCCGAUACCGGGGAACUACUCUGGUUUUGCUGGGACGCUUGCUGAGGAGACCAUUCCUGCCUCAAAUGCAUUUCUGACUGGCCUUAUUUGGUGGUUGGUCUUGGUUAGUGGCCUGUGCCUUGCAAGUGUGGUUUUGAAGUUGGUAGUCGAUGGGUUUGCAAAAUACAACAAAAUAGGUGAAGAUAAAUGGCAACAUUUCCGCACACAUUGGUUGGCAUAUACAAUCUCACUAACUCUGAGAGGAUGUUUCGUCGGCUUCUAUGUGCUCAGCUUUCUAGCAUUGUUUCAAUUCACGCUUGGAGGGUCCACCGGAGUCAAAGCUAUUGCUGGUGUUGUCCUAGCCCUAAUUAUCUUGCUGCUAGGAGGUGCCGCUGGCUUUGCAGUUUGGGACCGGUUUACAGCGGGACAGGUCACAGCAGACAAGUUGCUUGUCAAACAAGAAAAGAUAGGUGUUUUGCCGUACUUGGCAGUAUACCGCGCGAGUCGGUUAAGCGAGGAAAAGAAGGCUUCUAAAAAUGUAUUGAGUGUGCCGUGGUGGACGGUGACAAACGGGGAGUCGGAAAGCUCAGUUCAUGAAACUGAACUAUUCGUGAGGAAAUUCGGCUGGCUAUCGGGCCGAUUUAGGAGGACGCGCUGGUAUUUCUUCGCCGUAUGGUUGGUGUAUGAGUUUGUCCGUGCCUGCUUUUUUGGCGGCGCGGCCGGUCACCCAAUGACGCAAGUAUUUGGAAUUCUGGCCGUGGAGUUCAUUGCUCUCGUUACUAUGAUAUGGAUGAAGCCAUUUGAGGCGGCCCGGUUGAAUACUUUGACUAUUUAUUUGUUAGGCUUCAGUAAGGUCUCUACGGUGGCUUUAUCAUCAGCAUUUGACUCGUCUUUCAACAUCGAUCGAAUGACCACCGCAGCGAUCGGAAUCGUUAUUAUUGUGAUCCAAGGAAUCCUAACUGUCUUUUUACUCAUGGCAAUAUGUGUUGGAGCAAUUAGCACUUAUAUGUCGAUAUCGAGAGAUAAGGUGGAGGAAGAAUUCAAACCCAAAUCACUACGUGGAUUGCGGUCAAAAUAUUUAGCACAUGUUGAAAAAGCUGGUCUGGACCUCCCUCCUUCACGAUCACGUCGAGCAGUCGUAGAGGACGGACCGGUAGAAGUCUCAUUCGAAGUUCGCUCAGUUCAACGACAGCUGAAAAUCGAGGACGAAGAUGAUCGCACCGCUCCAUUCCCAAACUUGGAAAUGUUGCCAGUACCGGAGGAGGAUGAAGAUGGCAACGAAGAACAAAAGUCAGGCCCAAGCAGAUCAGUCUCACAACAGGGCUCUGAUUCUGUUCGAUCAAGCGGCAGCUACUCCAAUCUCCCCUUCGGUGCACGUCCACAUGUGUCUAGCUGGAGCAGCCAGGACUUUUCUCCAUGGGUGGAAAGCCAGCGGCUCUCUGGUCGUCGCAUGUCCGGCCGUGGUCGUGGUAGCAGCGCAAUGAGCUUGCGUCAGACGGCAAUGCGACAGAGAGCCAAUUCCAGGGGGACCCCUUUGCCAAUGACGCGCAGCGAAUCUCCAGCUACGGUUCAGGUUCCUGAUGCGGACGAUAUUCCAGUCCUAUCAAGCUUGGCGGCACCUGAUUUUGCAUUUCAUUAAAAGGUAUUUCGAAGUAUCAUUCAUAUUAAUCAUUGCGAGGCGUUGGAAUCUUAGAUAUGCAGGUUUUUAUUAUACCCUAGUCCCUUAUGGUGGCGAUUGCAUAGGAUGGUGUUUAGAGC